UUAUUUAAUGAAAGGAAUGAAAAAUACAUUUGUGUGCAACAACAACUGCGUUUCCCUCCAGUCAGCAGACGGCGAUGUGCGUCUUUCAGGCGAUGCUGCAGCGUGACGUAUAAUCUAGUGGACGGAACACUUCUUCAACAACAUCUAGUCAGCCACCUCGGUAGCCAACAGCCGAAACAUUUAGACUGUUUCUGUGCAUAUUUGCCUCUGUUUUUUAAAUAUACUUCUGACAUCUAGUUAAUUUCCCCCAUUUAAAUGUUAUAGGUACAUUGUUAGUCAACUAGCUGGCUUGAUAAAUUAGCCUAGCACUAAACUAGUCGCUCAUGCUAACUAGCUAGCUAGCUAACAUCCCCGAACAUGAGCUCCCUAAACUACUCCCCUCCUGUUAAAGAAGAGGAGGUCUGCUGGACGGAGAAAGAAGCUCUGGGGCUGAACAUUGUCGUGAAAGAGGAGAAGGAAGAGGAGGAUGUCACAGUAAAACAAGAAGUAGAGGGUGAGGCUGUUACCGUGAAAGAAGAAGAGAAAGACGUUUCAGUGAAAGAAGAAGAUGCGUUCAGAGUGAAAGAGGAGGAGGAUGUUACAGUAAAAGAAGAGGAAGAGGUGAAAGAGGAGGAUGUAGUUUUUGAAGUGAAGGAGGGGAAACAGGGAGAGAGAACUGUCAUAUUGACAGAGGAGUCAGGAGAUCUGAUUACCACCAGAGAGGGACCAGACUCUCACUCUGACAGCAGGGAUACUCCUUUAGGGGAACCAGACCCAGAGACGCCCAAACCAGCGAGACAACACCACUGUUCCCAGUGUGGAAAGAGUUUUAAGUGGUUAAGGAACCUGAAAGUACAUGAGAGAACGCAUACAGGAGAAAACCCUUACGAAUGCUCCCACUGUGGAAAGAGUUUUACCAAGUUAGGGAACCUAAAAGAGUAUGAGAGGACACACACAAGAGAAAAGAGUUUCCAAUGUUCCCAGUGUGGAAAGAGGUUUACCCAGUUACGGUACCUGAAACAACAUGAAGAAAUACACACAGAAGAUAGGAAGACCUACCACUGCUCUCAGUGUGGAAAGAUAUUUACUGGGUUAGGGAACCUGAAAAUACAUAUGAGAAGACACUCUGGAGAGAAGCCGUACCACUGUUCCCACUGUGUAAAGAGUUUUACUCAGUUAGGGAGCCUGAAACCACAUGAGAGGGGACACACUGGAGAGAAGCCUUAUCACUGUUCCCACUGUGGAAGGAAUUUUAGGUGGUAUGCGAGCCUGAAGGAGCAUGAGAGAAUACACACAGGAGAAAAGCCUUACCACUGUUCCAAUUGUGAAAAGAGUUUUACCCGGUUAGGGAGCUUGAAAAAGCAUGAGAGAACACACACAGGAGAAAAGCCUUUCCAACAUACUAAUACACAGGAGGAGAAGACAUACCACUGCUCUCAUUGUGAAAAGACAUUUUCCCAGUCAGAGGACCUGAAAUCACAUGAGAGAAUAGAGAGGCUGUGUUCUGACUUAUGUUUUUGAUUGAGAAAUUGUGUUUUUGUUCAUUCUACAUUAAAUAAUAUUGUAUGAAUGAAAUCAUACUGAAAAAUAGGUCUACAUGUUUUUUCCAGCUCAAGACAUGAUCAUGUCGAAAAUCGGAUUAAAAGAGUAAAAAAAAAUGUUUUGAUUAUGAACUUAAGAUUGAUUGAAUGCAAGUGUAAACCCCUAAAUGUUGUUCACUAUAUCAUUGGGAUAUUUCAAACAUGUUAAUUAUUAAAUAGAUUGAUAUUAGUAUUUCUUCAUUCAGAUUGUCAUUGUAAAUGCGUAUUGGUUCUCAAUUGACAUAUCUGAUUAAAUAAAUGUGAAAUAAAGUAAAUGCCAUAUUA
Salmo salar (Atlantic salmon) is the source of this 1844-nucleotide messenger RNA. The record is from RefSeq and is a predicted model, not a curated record. Lineage: Eukaryota; Metazoa; Chordata; Actinopteri; Salmoniformes; Salmonidae.